This is a messenger RNA of Ricinus communis (castor bean), 2456 nucleotides long. RefSeq lists its product as uncharacterized. The coding region runs from base 393 to 2006 and encodes 537 amino acids. The record is from RefSeq and is a predicted model, not a curated record. The transcript is spliced from 3 exons. NCBI's taxonomy places the organism in Eukaryota, Viridiplantae, Streptophyta, Magnoliopsida, Malpighiales, Euphorbiaceae.
AUAAAACUUAUAUACUUCUCUCUUGUAAGGAUAAAUAAUUUUUCAUAUAAAUGUAAAUUAUAUUAUAUAAAAUAAAAUGUCUAAAAAAUCAGAAAAAUAUAUUUUAUAUAUAAAAAAAGAAAAGAAAAAAAGAAAAGAAAAUUGCAUAUCACAAGAAGAGGUUUUCAAUGAUCAGGUCUACGUCCGAAUAGUUAGUUUGAUUGGCAUCUUCAUAUUCCAUUCCAUUCGCUUCCAAAAACACACAGCAAAGAAACCAGACAUCAAAACCAUCAACACCAACUUGAACACUGUUUUCAUUUAAACUACACCAACACAACUUCAAUUCCAUCCAUUAAAUCCAUUGUUCCUUGACACAAUAAGUUUACAAACCCAAACAAAAAUAAUAAAGGUUUAUGCUUUCUUGUGCAUUUAUGAAUGUAAAUUCUUCCAAGAAAUCAUCAGUGCUAGAAACCCAGAUCACGAACCAAAUUGGAGGCAGCAGAAAUAGAGGCAAAAACACACCCAUCUCUCCAGUCCUUGAUGACCAUCAUCUACAACAGCAGCAUAUUCAUACCCAAACUCAAUCAUACUCUUACCCACAGAAAAACCAAUUUCAAAACCUGACCCAUCUCCCAAUCCCAUUCCCACCGCCACAACCAACCCACCAACCACCUCGCUUUCACUAUCACCAUGACCAUGAACAUGAACAACCUAUUUCCAAUCAUCAAUCAACAACUUCACAAAAACCAUUUUUCUCAACACCCCACAAAAGAACUUCUUCAAUUAUGACUACUGCUCUUUCUCAUUCUCCUUCGCUAUCUUCUUUCCCUAUUCACCGAUCCGAUUUUACUACAAAACCCAAGUGUUUCCACACUCCAUUUUCAAUAAGAGCUCUUGCUUAUAAAUUCAUUUUCCAUUUUAGCCAUGCCCGUUUGCUUUGUGUGCAUUUAAAAGUUUUAGUCUUUAUUUCCUUGCCUUCUCUUUAUUUCUUUUUAUCCAAUCCUCGCUCUUUUUUUAUCUUAAAUUUGCUCUCAAUUCUUGCUUUUUUAACUACCCUUUUGAUUUCUCUUAAUCUUGCAAUCCCUCGCUUGCCUUCUAUUCGCUUACUUGUAUCUCGUUGUUUGCCUAAUAAGCUUAAUUCAACUGGAUUACCUUCAAAAGUAUCAACACCUGUAAUAUGGUCAAUUGGAUCUAAUCGAGAAACAGAAAAGAUACCAAAUUCAGGGUCUUGGGUUCAAAUUUAUAGCAAUGGCGAUGUCUAUGAGGGUGAAAUUCAUAAAGGAAGGUGUUCAGGUAGUGGGGUUUAUUACUAUUAUAUGAGUGGGAGAUAUGAGGGUGAUUGGAUUGAUGACAAGUAUGAUGGUUAUGGGGUUGAAACUUGGGCUAAAGGGAGCCGAUAUAGAGGCCAAUAUAGGCAGGGCCUACGGCAUGGAAUUGGAGUUUAUAGAUUUUAUGCUGGUGAUGUUUAUGCUGGGGAAUGGUCUAAUGGACAGUGUCAUGGAAGUGGGAUUCAUACUUGUGAGGAUGGGAGUCGGUAUGUUGGGGAAUUCAAAUGGGGUGUCAAGCAUGGGUUUGGUCAUUACCAUUUCAGAAACGGGGACACAUAUGCUGGGGAAUAUUUUGCAGAUAAGAUGCAUGGUUUUGGAGUUUAUCAGUUUGGAAAUGGGCAUCAAUAUGAAGGAGCAUGGCAUGAGGGAAGGAGGCAAGGACUUGGUAUGUACACUUUCAGAAAUGGGGAAGCACAAUCUGGUCACUGGCAAAAUGGUGUUCUUGAUGUCCCUGUCUUACAGGAUAGCCUUUCCAAAUCUCUGUAUGCUGUUAGCCAUUCCAAAGUUCUUAAUGCUGUCCAGGAAGCACGGCGUGCUGCUGAGAAAGCAUAUGGUGUUGCAAAGGUAGAUGAUAGGAUAAACAAAACUGUGGCAGCAGCUAACAAAGCAGCUAAUGCUUCCAGAGUUGCAGCAGUAAAGGCUGUCCAAGUACAAAUGUAUCAUAACAGCAAUGAUGGUGCACCAACUCCCUUUGUUUAGUCUUGCAUUCAGCAAGGAAAGCUAUUGCAGACUUUGCAGUCAUGUCUUAUAAAUUGACCAAGGUCCAAGGUGUUUAAACCUCUUUUCAGUGCUGUAUUACUGUUUCUAUAUUGUUGCAAGGAAUCACAAGUUACCCGCUUGGAACCACAUUCAGCCACAGAGAUGGCUGAUUGAGGAGCAAGAAGGGUCCGAACCUUCUUUUUGCCAAUUAAUAUGUACAUAACAUGAGUAAGAAGUUUUUAGAGUGAGGGUCGAGUGAUGUGCAAAUGUUUCUAUUCGAGUGACAACAUGGUGCACAAAUUUAGAUAAGGGUUUGCCAAUCCAGUAGCCUCUUGUAAAUGUACUUGGUUAUUUGUAUUCCCUCCACGAAAUGAUGCAGCAAUUGUUGCUAGUAUUCUAGGCUUUAUGCAAUGCAAGAGAAGACAGAAAGCAUCCAAUUCUGCCACUCCA